Messenger RNA from Callithrix jacchus (white-tufted-ear marmoset), 5185 nucleotides. It is a transcript of the gene GPR173, whose product is annotated as G protein-coupled receptor 173. Gene Ontology annotation, molecular function: gonadotropin-releasing hormone receptor activity. Lineage: Eukaryota; Metazoa; Chordata; Mammalia; Primates; Cebidae. The record is from RefSeq and is a predicted model, not a curated record. Gene Ontology annotation, biological process: G protein-coupled receptor signaling pathway. Gene Ontology annotation, cellular component: plasma membrane.
CCCUCCCUCUCCCUCCCUGCCUCCCUCCUCCUCCACCCGCCCCUGAGACAGGGACCGUGCAAAUCGAGGAGAGGGGGGACGGACAGGCCCGAUGGGGUCCAGCUUAGGGCCCCGGACUUCCCAGUGAUGCUGUAUCCAGGCUGGGUGUCCUCAGCAUCGUGGGACCUGGAUUUGUGUGCACCGGGGUGGUUCCCAGGCCAGGAGGGUCCCUCCGGCAGGCCCUUGGUGCCCCCGUUUUGCAUGAGGACCCCCCUCUGAUGCUCUGAGCCACCCUUCUCAACCCGGAUCUAAAACCCGGGACACAGCUAUCAGGCCAGCCUCUCUCUCCACCCCACCCCCUCUUUCUGGCGUCCAUCCCCUCCCCAACACCACCUCUGCUGCUGCCUCUGGCUGUGGACCUGCACCUCUUCCCCAUCCCUGCCAGGCCCGGGGAGCGGGGUGAGCCUGGAUGAGAGCCCCCCAACCUGGGGCUCUCCCAGGCCAUGGCCCCUGUGCUCCCAGGGAGGAGCCCCGGACCCUGAGCAUCUGCUGGAGGCUUGGCAGAGGCCCCGCAGGGACCGUGUCUUCUGAGGACAAAAGGCGGCGGGCAGCAGGCAGACGGAGGGGGGGGUGGGGGAGGGGGGACAGGGGGACCAGCAGCCAGGCAGGCAGACGGGUAGCAGGGGCCAGCACUGGCCCCCCUCCCAGCUUGGCAGUGGCAUGAAGAUGGGGGUGGGAGUGUAUAGUGGAGGAAGCACCUGCCGGGACCCCCACCUGCCAGCUAGUUGGGCACCCCAAGGCUGUGUGCUGCCCACCUGGCGUUCCCCAACACCCCCAGCCCUUCCCCGUGCACCCCUCUGGUGCCUGCUUUCCCUGAUGCCUGCGAUUUAGACUAGCCCGGCUGUAUCCACGGCAACAGAAGCGGGAGUGUCACUGACCGCCAGAUCACUGAGGGUCCCACAAUGUGGCCGGGGCUCUGAUUUAUCCUGGGUGAGACAGCUUGAGCCCCCAUCGUGGAUUCCAAGAUAUCCCUGCUGAGAGAGCCCAGGUAGCAGACUUUUGCUCACUCACCACUGAAGAUGUUGCCGAUUCCAGCUAGGGGGAGGAAGCCACUGUAGGGCUGAAGGAAGGUGCAGUGUAGCAGGACAACUCAUGGAGCCCCCCCGGGCCCAUCGAGUACUGGACUGGCUGAUCCCAUAGGGUUGGCAGUAGGCCCUGGCCCUCAGCAUGGCCAACACCACUGGAGAGCCUGAGGAGGUGAGCGGCGCUCUGUCCCCGCCAUCCGCAUCGGCUUACGUGAAGCUGGUACUGCUAGGACUGAUUAUGUGUGUCAGCCUGGCGGGCAACGCCAUCUUGUCCCUGCUGGUGCUCAAGGAGCGUGCCCUGCACAAGGCUCCUUACUACUUCCUGCUGGACCUGUGCCUGGCCGAUGGCAUACGCUCUGCCGUCUGCUUCCCCUUUGUGCUGGCUUCUGUGCGCCACGGCUCUUCGUGGACUUUCAGUGCACUCAGCUGCAAGAUUGUGGCCUUUAUGGCUGUGCUCUUUUGCUUCCAUGCGGCCUUCAUGCUGUUCUGCAUCAGCGUCACCCGCUACAUGGCCAUCGCCCACCACCGCUUCUACGCCAAGCGCAUGACACUCUGGACAUGCGCAGCUGUCAUCUGCAUGGCCUGGACCCUGUCUGUGGCCAUGGCCUUCCCACCUGUCUUCGAUGUGGGCACCUACAAGUUUAUUCGGGAGGAGGACCAGUGCAUCUUUGAGCAUCGCUACUUCAAGGCCAAUGACACACUGGGCUUCAUGCUUAUGUUGGCUGUGCUCAUGGCAGCUACACAUGCUGUCUAUGGCAAGCUGCUCCUCUUCGAGUAUCGUCACCGCAAGAUGAAGCCAGUGCAGAUGGUGCCAGCCAUCAGCCAGAACUGGACAUUCCAUGGUCCCGGGGCCACUGGCCAGGCUGCUGCCAAUUGGAUCGCUGGCUUUGGCCGUGGGCCCAUGCCACCAACCCUGCUGGGUAUCCGGCAGAAUGGGCAUGCAGCCAGCCGGCGGCUGCUGGGCAUGGACGAGGUCAAGGGUGAAAAGCAGCUGGGCCGCAUGUUCUACGCAAUCACACUGCUCUUUCUGCUCCUCUGGUCACCCUACAUCGUGGCCUGCUACUGGCGAGUGUUUGUGAAAGCCUGUGCCGUGCCCCACCGCUACCUGGCCACUGCUGUUUGGAUGAGCUUCGCCCAAGCUGCCGUCAACCCGAUUGUCUGCUUCCUGCUCAACAAGGACCUCAAGAAGUGCCUGAGGACUCAUGCCCCUUGCUGGGGCACAGGAGGUGCCCCAGCUCCCAGAGAACCCUACUGUGUCAUGUGAAGCAGGCUGGUAGGCAGACAGGCAGAGAGAACGUCACGGCCACCAUGAUGGGGCCAACAGCAAGGAGGGGUAGGGGCCCACACGGGAGCCCUCCUUUCUGAGCUCCAGCCCCAGCCCCUCAAACCACCUGUAUAAUCUAGGCACCUUUGCCAACACCUCCCACGGAUGGAGGACUGGGCGAGGGACUGGGAAAGAGGCAUAUUUAGUUUUGUGGGGCCUGUCUCCACUGACUCCUUCUCCACUUCUACAAUCUCAUUCUCUCUCUCUCUCUCAGAAGUGACAAUUCAGAAAAAGAAAUGAAAACUGAGAAUGCAGGUUUUUCUACUAACAGUUGAGGAGACAGGCUUUCUUACUUUAAUGUCUCUCCUUCUGACACUGUCCAGAAGGGGAAAUUUGUCCUGUAAAAUAGACUUCCAGAGCUCUUAUUGCCCCCUCUGCUCCCAUGCACCCUCCCUUGCAAGUCCUUUAGCAAGGCCUAGAUGUUUAGAGAGAAAGUGGUCUAAGGCUGCUGACAAGACGGACCAAAGAGGGUGCUGGGUUCCCAGGGAGCAGGGAUGUUUAAUUGCUAUGUUGUGUGCAAUGUUGUUUGCAGCCAACCCUGGCCCCCAGCCCAGUCUUCUCCCCAUCCCCACCGUGUCCAGACCUCCCAAAUGGUUCUUGUGCAUCUGUUGGAGAAGCCAGGGGAGUAGGGAGAAGGGACCCAAGGACGGGCCCAGGUUAGGUGAAGAGUAGGAUUUGAGCUGAACUCUUUGAGCUGAAAAGAAUGGUCACACUUGGUCACAUUCUCUCAUGCUGGUCACAUUCUCUCACGCUGCCUUCAGGAUCCCCAGACCCCAACUCUUCUUCUUGAGGAUGGAAAUCCACUCCAGCCCCACUAGGACUGAUGUGGGUGCCACACAGGCAGGAGCAGCCCCCCAGGGAAGUGUAGGGAGGGAGCUGAACUCCCCAGAGUAGCUGGACCACAGAGACGGGUCAGAGCCGAAUUCAACCCCAGAAUUGUACCCUACUCUUCUGAAGAUGAAAAUUUGUUUGGGGCCUUGGUAACCAAUAGAGAUAUGAACUCCAAGGCACUGUGGACUUGAGUCCAUUCCUAUCUGACCUAUUUUUGUCCCCCUCAAGCCUCAGGGGCCUCAAGCCCCUCCUUAGUAACCUUUGGCCUACUGGGCCCUGAGCCCCAAACGUACUUCUUCCCAACAACCCUCCUUCCCCUUCCUUCCCCCACCCUUACCUACACCCAAAGUGGGGCAGACUGCAGCCAGAUUCUCCAGGCGGGAUAUCCAAGCCUCCCUCCCUGGGGUAGAGUCCACUCUAGGCUUACUUUGAGGCCUGUUCUGUGGAUUGGUGAGCCAAGCUGGCACUCUUUGGCCUGGUCUUAACCCAGGCUCUCUGUCCCCCUCUCACUUUCUGUGGGGCCGGAAUCUGUAUUUAUCCACCCUUCUUUCCCUUCUUUAUAAAAGUCCCUGUCCUAAACUGCCUCCCUACCCCAAGAGAGUCCCAGAACUGGGGAAGCCUGGUCCAUACAGAAUGGGGAGGGCACUCUAGGCAGGAGAGACAUUAAUGAGCCUGGCAGCAGAGUGACCCUGGAAAGGCAGGCCAGAGUGGCUGAGAGGCCAGGAGUGGGGGAGCUGUUCUCUCAGCGAUAGUGAUGGGGGUGCCUUUCCAAGGGAGUGGGGUGGGAAGACCAAGGGGGUGGGGGGUAAAUAGGGUACAUUCAGGAGGGUUUUCCUCCAUUUCUUUUUUCUAACUGCCUGGAUUCACCAUUGGAUUUUGUAAAUGGAAAAACUGAAAUGAACAAUGCUAUAUUGGAUGUUUUCUCUUUCUGACUCUGUGUGUGUGUGUGUGUGUGUGUGUGUGUGUGCGCGCGCGCGUGUGGUGUCUGUGUGCAUGCAUCCUGUGUGAUCACAUGUGGAGAGACAUGAUUGAGUGAUAGUGUGUGUCUGUGUGACUUUGUGUGGGGAGGCACUCCUGAGGAAAAUUUGCCUGGUACACACAUGUAAGCAAAUGCCUGUAUGUGGGGACAUAUACAGCAUGUGCAUGCACACACACACACACAAACACAUCACACACAGUUGAGGAGACAAACUAGAGUAUGUGCCCAUGGUAGGAAGUAGAGUGGUCAAGAGAUGGAUCUUAAAAACCGUACAUAGGUAGGUAGUAAGAGGGUAGAUUCCCAUCUCACAAAAUGGGCCUCCGUUGGCCCAGGCUCUGAGCAUGGGAGGGCUAGGGUCGGGGUACUUGAGAACCUUAUCUCCUCACAAGCCUGUAGCCCCAUCUCAGCUCAGUCUCCUUUUCAAACUCAAACAAGGUACCACCAUGGAGAAUGGGGACUGGAAAUUGGAGAUCAAAUGUGAGGGAAACUAAUGGGGUUAGGAAAUGCCCCCAACAAAGUAAUGGCUUCUGGAAGGACUGCUCAGUCUGGGGUGGGAGCCCUUCCUAGGGGCCACUGUAUGCAGCUAGGACUUUGGUCAGCUUUGACCAAAUUUAGAGGGAGGGAUGUCACGGGCAAAAAACCCAAGUCCAGAAAUCUACCCAGCCAGCCUGCUCCCUAGACACUCAGUUAAUUUACUAUUUAAUCUCUCAGGUGCACAGAAUUGAAUUGACCAUACUCCUCAGUUCUUGGCACACUGUGUCAUCAUUAGUCCAUGUGAGGCCCUUUUAUUCUUUUUUUAUUUCAGUUUUGUCCCCUUCAUCAUCCAUUCCUGAUCCCAUCCUCCCUGCCCCCUACAUAAGCACCCACUCUCGUGUAUUUAACAUAUGUCCUUCCAAUCCACCGUUCAUGUGUUUAUUUACAUAUGUGUAUCUGUGAAAAAUAUAUGGUAUUGCUGUGUGUUUUAAUUUACAUACACAGUAUUGUACU